ACUCUCUUCACUGAGAUGGACACACUUCAACAUGACGGAGAGGAACUGGAGUGGAGAGAAUCAGCCAGGUGGGUGAAGUUUGAGGAGAAGGUGGAGGAGGGCGGCGAGCGCUGGAGCAAACCGCACGUGUCCACCCUGUCCCUGCACAGCCUGUUCGAGCUGCGCACCUGCCUGCAGACUGGCGUGGUGCUGCUGGACCUGGAUGGAUACUCACUGCCACAGAUAGUAGAUGACAUCAUUGAGCGUCAGAUUGAGGAGGGGAUGAUUGGUCCAGAGCUGAGGGAUAAGAUCAGCUUCGUGUUGCUGAGGAAACAUCGGCACCAAACCAAGAAACCCAUCCACCGCUCGCUGGCCGACAUGGGCAAAGGCAGCUCUGGCGCCCCCCGGAGUCCGGCUCGCAGCCCUGCGGCCGCCUCCACCUUCAACCGCUCCACAGAGGACCUGCGCAGUAAACAGGCGGGCAGCUACGGACGACUGCGUGAGUGUCACGCACAAAGCAGAAGUAUGAAUGACAUUGCAGACACACCGAGCACAGAUCAGCUGAAGAACAAGUUUAUGAAGAAGAUCCCGAGAGAUGCCGAGGCAUCCAACGUGCUGGUGGGGGAGGUGGACUUCCUGGACAAACCCUUUGUGGCCUUCGUUCGCCUGGCCCAGGCCACCACACUGGGAGGCUUGACUGAGGUUCCAGUGCCCACCAGAUUCUUAUUUGUGCUUUUGGGCCCCCUUGGCAAAGCCAAGUCCUACAACGAGAUUGGCCGUGCCAUUGCAACGCUUAUGGUGGAUGAUUUGUUUAGUGAUGUGGCGUACAAGGCCAGGGACCGUGAAGACCUGAUUGCAGGCAUCGAUGAGUUCCUGGACGAGGUGAUCGUACUUCCGCCUGGUGAAUGGGAUCCCAAAAUUCGCAUUGAGCCCCCCAAGAAAGUGCUCUCUGCAGACAAGAGGAAGUCAGUAUUCUCUCUGAACGAGCUGGGUCAGAUGAAUGGCUCGGUGGGCGGAGGGGGCGGUGUGAGCGAGGACGAGGAGAUGCCUGUGCCCCAUGAGCUCGGAGAAGAGCUGGCCUACACUGGCAGGUUUUGUGGAGGCCUGUUUCUGGACAUCAAGAGGAAACUGCCCUGGUACCCUAGUGACUUUUAUGAGGGCUUCCACAUCCAGUCCAUCUCGGCCGUGCUCUUCAUCUACCUGGGCUGCAUCACCAAUGCGAUCACCUUCGGGGGUCUCCUGGGGGACGCCACAGACAACUACCAGGGGGUGAUGGAGAGUUUCCUAGGUACGGCCCUGGCAGGGACGGUCUUCUGCCUGUUUGGGGGUCAGCCUCUCAUCAUCCUCAGCUCCACGGGGCCCAUCCUCAUCUUUGAGAAGCUGCUCUACGAAUUCAGCAAGAGCAACAGCAUUGACUAUAUGGAGCUCCGGCUGUGGAUUGGCAUGCACGCCUGUGUGCAGUGCUUCUUUCUUGUGGCCACUGACGCCAGCUACAUCAUCAAGUACAUGACGCGUUUCACUGAAGAGGGCUUCUCCAGCCUGAUCUCCUUCAUCUUCAUCUCUGAUGCCAUCAAGAAGAUGGUGGGGUCCUUCAAGUAUUACCCCAUUAACACUGAGUUCAAUCCCGACUACGUCACUGCCUACAAGUGUGAAUGUGUCGCCCCGGACCCAAUUCCAGUGCCAGAUAACUCUUCUGCUUUAUUUGGUAUGAACAUAACAGCUCUGGACUGGACUCAGCUGAGCAAGAAAGAAUGCGUGAAGUACGGUGGCUCGCUGGUGGGGAAGUCCUGUAAAUACGUGCCUGACCUGGCCCUCAUGUCCUUCAUCCUGUUCUUCGGCACCUACUCCAUGACCGUCUCACUCAAGAAGUUCAAGUUCAGCCGUUACUUUCCUACCAAGCUGCGGAAGCUCAUCAGUGACUUCUCCAUCUUUAUGUCCAUUAUGACAUUCGUGGGGCUGGACAUGCUGAUAGGCCUGAAAACCCCUAAACUCAUAGUGCCCACUGAGUUCAAGCCUACACGUCCAGAUCGGGGCUGGAUCGUGAUGCCGUUUGGGAAGAACCCAUGGUGGGUGUAUGUAGCCAGCUUUGUCCCCGCUCUCCUCGUCACCAUCCUCAUCUUCAUGGACCAGCAGAUCAGUGCUGUCAUCGUCAACAGAAAGGAGAACAAACUAAAGAAAGGGUGCGGUUAUCACUUGGACCUUUUCUGGGUGGGGGUCCUGAUGGCUGCCUGCUCCUUCAUGGGACUACCAUGGUACGUGGCAGCAACGGUCAUCUCCAUCGCCCACAUUGACUCCCUGAGGAUGGAGAGCGAGUCCAGCGCCCCGGGAGAGCAGCCGCAGUUCCUGGGUGUGAGGGAGCAGCGGGUGACGGGAAUUCUGGUGUUUGUGCUGACCGGAGUCUCCAUUUUUCUGGCCCCCGUCCUGCAGUUUAUCCCCAUGCCUGUGCUGUAUGGUGUGUUCCUCUACAUGGGUGUUGCGUCUCUCGGGGGCAUCCAGUUCUGGGACAGGAUCAAACUGUUCCUGAUGCCAGCAAAGCACCAGCCGGACUACACGUACCUGCGGCAUGUGCCUCUCAGAAGGGUCCAUCUCUUUACUUUGCUGCAGAUCGUCUGCCUGGCCGUCCUCUGGAUCCUCAAAUCCACCUUCCUCGCCAUCGUCUUCCCUGUAAUGAUCCUGGGCCUGAUGCUGGUGCGCAAGAUGCUGGACAUGGUCUUCUCCCAGCAUGACCUGGCCUGGCUUGACGACCUCCUGCCCGAGAAGGAGAAGAAGAAGAAGGACGACGAGAAGAAGAACAGCAGCAGCAAGAAGGACAAGAAGAAGGGCAGAGUGGGAGAUGACAGCGAGGACGAUGAGAAGUACCAUCCAUACUCCAACUGCUCAAUGGGCGAGACGGAUCUGGACCGCAGCAUCACCUUGCACCUGAAGAUCUCGUGCCCGUCGUCCCCAGCGAUGACUGUCACUCGUGGAAUGUCCUGCCCGGUACCGCAGGUCAAGAUCGAGAUGGAAUCCGACUACGAGGACACGGACAUGGACCCCCGGGACAGACACCGCGACAUGAGCAGCGAGACAACCCUCUGA
Messenger RNA from Colossoma macropomum (tambaqui), 3057 nucleotides. RefSeq names its product solute carrier family 4 member 5a (gene slc4a5a). Gene Ontology annotation, molecular function: sodium:bicarbonate symporter activity; solute:inorganic anion antiporter activity; monoatomic anion transmembrane transporter activity. Gene Ontology annotation, biological process: monoatomic anion transport; transmembrane transport; bicarbonate transport. Gene Ontology annotation, cellular component: plasma membrane. The transcript is spliced from 23 exons. The record is from RefSeq and is a predicted model, not a curated record. Bases 16 to 3057 code for a protein of 1013 amino acids. Lineage: Eukaryota; Metazoa; Chordata; Actinopteri; Characiformes; Serrasalmidae.